GCUGCUUCUGCGUUUGCUGCAAGGAGUUCUGACCGAGGCCAAGCGUUACACGUUUUUUAUGCCUACCCUGCCUUGCUUGGUCUCCUUCUGCCAAGCUUUUCCUCCGCUGUACGAAGACAUCAUGUCCCUCCUCAUCCAAGUUGGACAAGUUUGUGCUUCCGACGUGGCCACAGAAACGAGGGAUUUCGAUCCGAUUAUUACACGCCUCCAGCAACUGAAGGAAAAGCCCAUGGAACAGACGAGGCUUCCCACGACCCACAAAACUGGAGGAGGGACCUCGAGCGCAGACCCCAACGUCCAACUCUGUCACUGCAUUGAAAAUACCUUUGUUGAGAUCAUUAACAUGAGCGUCGGGGCCAUUUAAGCACCUCUGGAUGGGUCGGGCUGUGGCAAAAUCGCGGGACGCACGUGGGUUUUUUGUCAAAGUAAAACGAAGGAUUAUCUGGAAACGUUUUUCACCACUGCGGCAUUAAACCACAAGUCAACCACCGCUGCUUUCAGAGAAAGCAUCUCUAGACUGGGGCGAUGAAGAUCUGUUCUCUUCAGACAAGCCAUCCUGGCUGUAGAUUCUGAGAAGCGGAGCAUGAUGGGUCAAAGGCAGGGGGAAGAUGGUCUGGGGUUGCCCUUUUCCUGCUGCAGGAAUCCAGGUUUCCUUGCAUUUCAAAGAGGAGGCCAUACAAACCACGAUUGCCAUGUAACAUCAUUUGGGCACUUGGAUUCCCUUUUUGUUUUUAAAAAUAUUUCUUCAACUGGCACCACCGUAUCUUGGAUUAAAAUUGAAAAAGUUAAAUUU
Molecule: messenger RNA, 793 nt
Organism: Thamnophis sirtalis
Lineage: Eukaryota; Metazoa; Chordata; Lepidosauria; Squamata; Natricidae
Source: RefSeq, a predicted model, not a curated record